AUGGCGGUCCGUAGCCCCCGGGCCCUGCUCGCCCUCGGCCUGGCCCUGGCCCUCGCCGCCGCUACCGCCGCCCCCGACCUCUUCUCGCCGCAGCUCGGAGACACCGCCGGGUGCCGCGGGCAGUGCGGCCGCAGCCUGCCGCGCCAGGCCGCUGAUGCUGUUCUCAACGCCUGUUACCGCGGCUGCCGGCUGCUCUCCAUCUGUCACUUCGUGGAUGUGAGCGCAGAGCUGAACACAACCAGAGCCGAGUGCGAGGCAGCAUGCACUGAAGCCUACAGCAAGGCAGAGGAGCAGCUUGGCUGCGUGACUGGGUGCAGCAAGCAGCUGCCCGAGGUGGAGAGCAGGAAGGAGAAGAGCCUGGAGCUGCAGGAGACGUCGUUCUCCAUGUUCGAUUUGGUUUCCACCUUCUGCAACGACAUUGUCAGCUCUGCCCAGAGCUUCAUCUCCUCCACUUGGACCUUCUACCUGCAGGCAGAUGAUGGCAAAGUUGUGGUGUUUCAGUCCCGGCCCCAGAUGGAGUAUCCAGUGCCUGAGGCUCCAGAGGCCCAGCCAGUAGGGGCAGCACCGGGGGCCAGUCCCCGCGUUCCCCAGCCCCACACAGGCCCCCGCGGGAAGGGGGAGAAACCCCCCAGGAAGGAGCCACGGGGCAAAGCCAAGGCACAGCACCCGGACGCCCCCCCGCCAGAGCAUGACUUCCUGGGCUGCAUGGCCAAGCGCUCAGGCCUUCCCCGCUGGAUCCUGGCUGCCUGCCUCUUCCUCUCCAUCGUGGUGAUGCUGUGGCUGAGCUGUGCCAGCCUGGUGACUGCCCCCGAGCAGCAUGUCAAGACCCAGCCUCUGAGCAUCAACGGGGACAAGGAGUACCUGGAGGACCUGGACAGCCCCAGCCCCUUCCCCCUGCCACCUGUCAUUGCUGUCACCCUGUGCCCCGUGCACGGCAGCGAGGAUGCAGGACCACUGCCCCUCAAAGUCGACCUGGACAAGACCAUCCUGUAG
Indicator indicator is the source of this 993-nucleotide messenger RNA. It is a transcript of the gene TMEM59L, whose product is annotated as transmembrane protein 59 like. Bases 1 to 993 code for a protein of 330 amino acids. NCBI's taxonomy places the organism in Eukaryota, Metazoa, Chordata, Aves, Piciformes, Indicatoridae. The record is from RefSeq and is a predicted model, not a curated record. The transcript has 8 exons.